CCCCGAUCUUCCUUAAAUUUUGGAUUUCACGGCAACCACUUUUUAUCUACAACCUCCACCAAAAAAUGUCUGUCAACCUCGGCACACUCGAAGCUCACCUCGCUACCCGCUCCUACGUUGAAGGCUACACCCCUUCCCAGGCCGAUGUGCACGUCUUCAAGGCUAUCUCUGCCGCCCCUGAUGCUGCUGCCAACCCCAACGUAGCCAGGUGGUACAAGCACAUCCAGUCCUACGCCGCUGAGCACGACAGCCUUCCCGGAUCCAGCAAGGCCGGCGAGGCAUUCUUCGGUGAUGCCGCCGCCGCUCCUGCCAAGGAGGCUGCUGCUGAGGACGACGAGGACAUCGAUCUCUUUGGAUCUGACGAUGAGGUUGAUGAGGAGGCCGAGAGGAUCAAGGCAGAGCGUGUUCGUGAAUACGAGGCUAAAAAGGCCAACAAACCCAAGACUGCAGCCAAGUCUGUUGUCACUCUCGAUGUCAAGCCCUGGGAUGAUGAGACCGACAUGGUCGAGUUGGAAAAGUCCGUCCGCUCCAUCGAGCAAGACGGUUUGCUCUGGGGCGCCAGUACUUUGGUCGCUGUUGGUUUCGGUAUCAAGAAGCUCCAGAUCAACCUUGUUAUCGAGGACGACAAGGUCUCGCUCGACGAGUUGCAGGAGAAGAUUGCCGAGUUCGAUGACUACGUCCAGAGCACUGAUAUCGCUGCCAUGCAGAAGUUGUAAAUGAAAAAUCGUCGUGUUGCUGCACUGAAUGUAUAAUACGUCAAACCAAUCCACGGAACUCUUUUUGGGUCUUAUCUGCGAAAUGACUUUCGGCCCUGCACAA
This is a messenger RNA of Coprinopsis cinerea okayama7#130, 819 nucleotides long. RefSeq names its product elongation factor 1 beta/delta chain. Gene Ontology annotation, biological process: translational elongation. Lineage: Eukaryota; Fungi; Basidiomycota; Agaricomycetes; Agaricales; Psathyrellaceae. The transcript has 5 exons. Gene Ontology annotation, cellular component: cytosol; eukaryotic translation elongation factor 1 complex. The record is from RefSeq and is a predicted model, not a curated record. Bases 66 to 716 code for a protein of 216 amino acids. Gene Ontology annotation, molecular function: translation elongation factor activity; guanyl-nucleotide exchange factor activity.